AUAUGCACAUUUACAACAUAUAUUCCUCUUAUAUUAUAUUCUUUGAAUCAUACUAUAUUUGAGCAACUUAAUAUACAAUGGCUGUAGGAGCAACUACUACAAAGAUUCUGGUAAUCGGAGGAACUGGUUACAUGGGAAAGUUCAUAGUUGAAGCUAGCAUUAAAGCUGGUUAUCCCACUUUUGCUCUUGUAAGAGAAUCGACUCUUUCUAAUCCAAACAAAUCAUCCAUCAUCCACAACUUCAACACAUUGGGCGUCAACAUUGUUUUGGGUGAUAUAAACGACCAACAUAGUUUGGUUAAGGUCAUAAAGCAAGUGGACGUUGUAAUCUCAACAGUGAGCCACGAUCAAUUAUCUGAUCAAUAUAAGAUCCUUGCCGCUAUUAAAAAAGCUGGAAAUAUAAAGAGGUUUUUUCCUUCUGAGUUUGGAAAUGAUGUGGACCAAAAUCAUGGAUUGGAUGAGGGAAAGGUUGUGUUUGACACUAAGACCAAAUAUCGUAGAGCCAUUGAGGCAGAAGGAAUUCCCCAUACGUAUGUGGUGGCAAAUUUUCUCACUCAACACUUCCUUCCAACUUGGUCACAACUUAUGGACUCAGCUUCUCCAUUAGAUGAAGUUAUUAUCCUUGGGGAUGGAAAUAUCAAAUCCAUUUUCAAUACUGAAGAGAGUGUUGCGACUUUCACUAUUAGAACAGUUGAUGAUCCAAGAACUUUGAACAAAACUCUCUAUAUUAGACCUUCCACGAACACCUUGUCAUACAAUGACCUAGUAUCUCUUUGGGAGAAGAAGACAAGUAAUACCCUUAAAAGAAUCUAUGUUUCGGAGGAGCAAGCAGUGAAGAUGAUGCAAGAGUCACCAUAUCCUUUAAUAAAGAUGGGCUUUGCAAUUUGUCUGGCUGCAUUUGUGAAAGGAGAUCACACUAACUAUGAAAUUGAACCCUCAAUUGGAGUAGAAGCUUCAAAACUUUAUCCUGAUGUCAAAUACACCACUUUGGAUGAGUACUUUGAGGAAAAUCAUGAUCGCACUCCAUUUUACUUAAAUUGGUUAAUAUCAAUUAACAAUGAGCAACAUUUUAAUUAGCAAUGUACUACUAUAUUGUUUAAUUAAGAAGUUGCUAAUCAAUUUCUUUAUUAUGGGAAUUGAUAAUUGCUACACUCGUUGAUCACUAUUAUAAGUAAAAAAUCACUUUUUAAAUCUCAUUGAAUAAUUAAUAUAUCUGAUUUUGUAUUAUAAAUUAAAUACAUCAAUUAUUCAAUAAAUCUAUUUUAUUUUUUUUGUUAUAAUAGUGAUCGGAGUUGAAUGUCUUGAAUAUUUUUUGGUUAAAUAUUUUUUGUCUCGUGAAUAAAUAGUAUGUCUUGAGUUGUAAAACUUAAAGGUGUACUCAUAUUUUGUUACAUGUUUAUUGAAGCCUAAUGUUUUGAUUUUGCUCUUUUGUUUGCUUGAAAGUGUAGUACAUAUUUAUUUUCUCCCCUUAAUCAUCAUCUCAAAAA
This is a messenger RNA of Trifolium pratense (red clover), 1486 nucleotides long. RefSeq names its product phenylcoumaran benzylic ether reductase Pyrc5-like. The transcript is spliced from 5 exons. Bases 78 to 1076 code for a protein of 332 amino acids. Gene Ontology annotation, molecular function: oxidoreductase activity. The record is from RefSeq and is a predicted model, not a curated record. Lineage: Eukaryota; Viridiplantae; Streptophyta; Magnoliopsida; Fabales; Fabaceae.